UCAUGCUACUCUUAGGUUUCAUUUUUUCUCUUUUUAAAAAAUUUAGUUUAAAUAUCUAUUACUUCUUGCUUAGUAGAAGCUUGGAAACAGGAUCUGGAUGAAUCCCAGAGGUAUCUGAGAGGAACUCAAGAAUGUUAAGUUAAUGUCCCUGGCUUUUUUCUUCUCCUGCAUGGUGAAGAAGGGGGAUGUGGCUUGACCAUUGUUCUGGAAAGUUGAGGGUAAAGAGUAUUGUUAGCAAGCUGCUAUUUAGGACUAUGUGGUCCAGACAGUGCCAUUUACUAGUUCUAGUCCUUGCAGCUCUCAGAGAAUUUAAAUUAAAAACCCAGUCACAUGUUGACCACAUUCAACUCUGUAAAAUGGGGUGGAAUCAGAAAUAACUAGUUUCCUGAUGUUUCAUUCUUUAUUUACUGUGUCCUUAAGAAGGUAUACAAGCAUAUCUUCUUUCUCCAAACAAUUGCAACUGCAAUUCAGAUGCUGUGUGAAUGUCAAAUGGCCCAUUCAGUCACAGCAGGGCAAUGGUCAUGUGCUUUAAAAUCAUGUAUAUGCACAGAAGUUUGUGAGACUGAGGCUGUAUUAUCACAUAAUGUUGCUCAAGUUACGGCGACUAAAUGUGGCCAGUCGCUGCAGAUGAAGCCAAGCUUUGUUUCUGUGUUCAUGAGUGAUUCUGCUGGGUAUGUGAUUUAAAACAUGGUUGUUGAAGUAAGGAUUCUUGUUCUUUCCAGAGGGGAAGGCUCUUGGGCACAAGCCCGCAGGAUUACUGGGAUGCCAACCUCCCACACAGGUUCCCAUCUUUUCCUGAGUUAAACUGGGAUCUGGGACUUUGUUGUUUCUGUACUCCUUGUUAAUGUUCUGUAUGUUGUAUGUCCUUUCAUAACCUGCCUUGCUUAUUAGUACUUACUUAAAUGCAGUGGGGUUGAGUGGCAACACAGGGAUUUUCUGUAAGAUUGUGUUGGAAGGCACAGGUAAACUGUGCUAGGGUCCCCAAAAAUGGACAUAGAAGAGCACUGGGAGAGGCUGAGAUUCUUCAGAUCUUCCCAGGUGUGUGCCUCUGUCCCCACUGUGCCUGCUCAGAGAGGGCCAAAUUCAGUUUCCAGAUGACAGCUUCAAACAUGAAACAGUGCCUCUUACCCUACUCAGUCCAGCUGGGAUUUCUGUGAAGUUGGUGGUCGGUUUGCGCAAGGAUAGAGCUGGAGUUGGGUGGUGUAAAUUCUUAAUUGCUGUCACUAAUACUGUGGUUGCAUUGCUGAGAAACAAAGGAGAAAAUGUGCCUUUAGAGCUGUGUUUUUUCCCUUGUUUCUCUUUUACUCUGUCCCCACUGGAAAUGUUUUGCUCCUUUCUCCUAGUGUUUCCCUGCAGCUCCUUGCCACCCGUCUGUCCCCUUGCCACCUACAAGCUUUUCUGUCCUGGUUUCUCCAGCCUUGGUUUGGUCAGCAGUAAAGAGAUAGUGCCAGUACUUAAAUAUGACAUCAUUUGGGUCGGGUUGAUACUGUGGUUAGAUUAAUAAAAGCUGUGGGGAGGUGGUGUGUUCCUGAGCUGUUAUUCCAGGCCACUGAAGACCUCAGCUAGUGGUGCUUGCCAAAAGCUCACAAGAAUGGAGAGGAGGGCACAUGCAUCUCUGUAACUUAAAAUGUGGAUGGUGUAAGAGCUGAGUAAGCCAUACAGGGAUGAUAUCUUUUUAGAGUGAAGUUGUUAAGCAUGUAUGUCAUUAGGAGGCAUGUUUAUUUAAAAUAAUGCAACUAAAUGUUACAUUAAUUAGAUCCUUGAUUAAGUAGAGGCAGAAGGCAGUUAUGAUAGCAACCCUUUUUAUCCUGUCAGUCUAUUUCAUUACAACCUCCUCUUCUGGUUUGCAUUUGUGCAUAUCCUGCAUCCUUCUGCCUCAGUAAGGUAUUUCUUAGCUCACCAUUUUGCUGAAAUCAGUCUCAACCUUUAAAAAAAAAAAGUGCAGUGCUGUUUUCAUGUAGCAGGAUUUGGUCAAUUUGUGUUAAUGACUGAUCAAAAGGACUGCUUGAAUUCUUCUUCCCCCUUGCCCCUCACCAAAUGCAAGGUUUCACGUUAAGAUUUGGAAGUGAGAGGUGUAGAAAAUCCUACUUUUUAAACUAAUGGAAAUCAACGCUUCUGUUCAAUAGGUAUUUAAUAGUGUAAAAAUGUAAAUUCGGUUUUAGUAGAAUGGCAAAAUGGUGGUUUGUGUUGUCUUUGGAGACUUCAGAGCUGCCCCUUAUUUUCAUCCUCUUCAGUGGAGAAAUGAAAAGGCCUGUGUGCACUUCACAGGAAAUGAAUGUCUGAUACAGGCUUGCAGGCUGCACAUUUCCAAGAACCACUCUCAAGGUAUUUUGAUAAUGCACAUUCUCUCUGCCUUCUCUCUUCCUGCUCCUCCUGCACUUUGUGUGCUUCUGCUUGUUUGCAAACCCAUGCAAAGUUGAGGGGAAGAAUCGAACGGUGCCGCUAUUAAGUUUGCAGAUGGCUUCUUUGCUUACAGCUUUAUACUGGAGCAGUGGCUGACAAAAUUGGGUUAAACUGGAAGCAUUCAGUUGCCUUUGUUGCAGAAGGCUUUUGUCCUUUCCCUCACUCCCUGCAAGUGCUGAAGAAAAAAUUUGACUUCAGAUUGUGACUUGUGCAACAAGGGAGUUUUUUGUGUGUAUGUGAUUCUGCAGUUCAGAAACAGUUUGGAUCUACUUUCAUACUUCCUCAGUAGCAAAGUUUAUUUGGAAACUUAGGCUAAAGCUAAGAAAAUUUCUAUGACUUUUAGCAGUUUAGGAAAAUGCGAGAGAUCUGCAGUCUGAACUUUGUAGCUAGGCUUCUGCACAUCCUGCUGAAGAUGCCUUGCUGAAGCUAAGGGGGUUCAGUGUAAGUUUGCCUCAGUUGGCACACUAGUGGUGAUGAGCACAGGUUUGAUUGUGCAGGAGUGGUUUGUUUAUGCUUUUUGACAGACCAACAGCAUUGUUCUUUAUCCAUAUUUUAGUUCUUCCUUGUUUUCUGGUGAGAUUUUUUGGCGUGGAAGGAUGGAAGUCAGACCUGUAGGAAUAUUUACUGCUUUAGUAGUAAACACUUGAAACCUGCUAUUUGUGUACAGUGCACACUGAUAUUCAAGUCAGCACAUCGAAAGAAAAGGUGCUGUUCUUUUUAGUCAUUAAAGAAUGAGAAAAACAUGGACAGAGCUAUUUUAACUCUGCAGCAGGUCCAUAGCUGAUUCCUCAUAUUGACUUCUUAUACCCUUUUUUACUACUUCAGUUUUGCACAAAGGGCAUUUAUGCCUUGUGCUGGGCUUCUCUUAGUGUUAUGUCAGGUUUAAAUGGUUAAGAGGUGUCUUAAAAAAGUGUUGAUAAAAAACCCAGCCCUUUGCUGCUGGAUUCCUCUGCCUAAGGUCUGCUAAAGCAUGACAUGACAGAAACAAAGCAAAGACAUUUGAGAGAGAAGAGAAAUGAGAUUCCUCACAUCAGUUCUCUCACUUUCCCCACUCUAUAUGAUUGGCGUUUUUCCUUUUAUGAGUUUUAAAAUUACUUACUUUUCAAUCUUGGUCACCUUUGAACUUCCUCUCAUCUGGUUUUCUGAAAAAAUACAAAAAGAAUGUCCUCAUUGUACUGUAUCUUUCUCUGGCAUCCUCUUGUGUAUAUACCUGCUCUCUAAACUGAACAUGAAAUGUCUCCAGUCUCUCUCUGUACAGUGAUGUGUUGCUUCUUCUUACCCAUCUCUAGGCCUAUCCUUUUAGUCUCAGCUCUGCAUGUUUUUAUUUCAGGUGACUAGAACAGACUGUAUUCUCUCAGGUAGUGACAUUAGUGGUAUGUUCCCACCCAUCCGUUUUGCACCCUCCCACUCCCACUUGCUUCUUGGUUUUUAAAUGACUGCUUUUGCAUUCGGAGCUGGAGCUUUCCUUAAUGAACCCUCAGCACUGUUACUUGGCUCAUUGGUCAGCUGCACCACUUAAUUUAUUGCUCUUGAAAAUACAGACCCAGCUGGUUUUCCUACAGGCCUGUGUGCAUUUGCAUGUGUCAGGACAGAGUCUUCCCUGACCUCCUGCUGCUUUCCUGCUGAUGAAUUUUGAAUGACCUCUGACUUUUCUGUCCUGCAGAGAGUGAUUUUGUCACUGUUUACCCUGGGAAGGCAGUGGAGAGGGCUUGCUACGUUUUGAGUUGGCUGCCUAGAUUUAAGUAAGAUGAGGCUGUAAGCUGCCUGCUGGGGGGCAAGGUUAGGCCUUGGGGGUUUGAGGUGCUGUGAGUAGUGAGAGCUUGAAGACAGGGAGAGGCAAUUCUAGGAAGAUGCCUGGUCAACAUGUGAGUUUGCACAGUGAGGGGGAGGAGCCGCUUGCAUAAGAGAUUGGGGAUCCUUUGGGCUGCUUGUACCCACCAGCCUGUUGAGGAGGGAGGUGGGAUGCUCUGCAAAGUACGCUCAGUUGAACAAGGGGGAAGAUGCAGUGGGUGGGAGGGUGGCAGAGAGGUGACUAGAUGUGCAGGGGCUGAAAUGCCUUGGUUUCUUCCAGCCACCCCUCUUCUACCUCCCAUUCACCCUGUGGCAUGACUGCUCCACAUCUUCUGCCCAUCUGCUAUACGGGUCCUGGCGUGCUGCUGGCUCUUUAGCUCAUGUACUGUGUCUCACUUUUUGACUUGCUUCGGGAAGCACAAAAUGUGUCCUGUCAUCUGUUGCUUCUUCAGGUGCCAUCUGCCUGGUGGGCAACUCUGCCUGGGGGUUGGCUCUCCCCCACACCAGGUAGCCUUGUGCUGCUCCUGCCCUAGCAGCAUAUGUCAAAAAAGUUCCUUCCAGUAUUUGCAGUCCUCUGGCAAUUGCUAGUGCAGCUGAUUUGAUUGAGAGAACACCUCUCUUUGUAUCUUGACCACUCAUUUCCAAUUCAAAAUCUUUGUACAGUCCACCAUACCCAGCUGGCUUUCUGCGUUAAUGUCACUUUUCCCCAUCUCUUCUGAUCGAGCACCCUCUUUUCUCCUUUCAGGUUAAUCAGCAUUAAAUACUGGGGAAUCUCCUCAACAUCCCGUGUAAGAAAAAAGUAAUACCUGCUUGCUUGUGUCUCUUUUCUGCAGUGUCCCUGUCCCCACUAGCUGGUAUCCCACUCAACUAAAUGAUUCCCCAGAGGGUUUCUGUUUCUGAUAAACUGAAAAUGCCAUAUGUUUUCUGGGUUUUGUUUCGUUUAUCUUGGCCACAUACUGUCCCAGUUUCAUGACAGGCAUCCUCAUAUAAAUUUGUUCCCUACCGUCAAUAAUUUAUAUUCCUUUGUAUUGGUUCCUCCAGGAUUAUUUUUUCAUCUUCUGAAGGAUUAUUGAGGUUACAGAGAGAUUUGAAUAGGGACUGUGGUUUUGUAGUCUGUGUGUUUGGUGUCUAUGAUCCUCAGCAGAAGCCCUUGCAAGCUGUUGCACCUACAGCUGUUACCUGCGGUGUGACCUGUGUUGUCCCCCAAGCCUGUCCUCUGUGCUGUCAUUUGUGGGAGGUCUGCAUGCUCUGUCACUUAAGAUUUCCUAAAUAACCUUUCAUGACUAAAUUUUUUUUUUUAUUUUAUUCUUUUUACUUUGGACUCUCAGGACUAGUUUCUUUAUUUUGUGUGUUGGAAAUCCCCCACUAUAAAACUUAGUGUUGUGGUGUGUCUGUGCUUUCUGACCCUUGCCCUUUCCUCUGAAGGCACAGUAACUGGUGCUGCGUAAUGGCCCCUCACAUCGUUUGAAGCUGGUCCUUCUGAAGAGUCAAGGCAGGGUGUUUCCCUUGUCCCCCUGUGCUCGUGUUGGUUAAUCAUCUGGGACUCCUCUAGCACCGUAGUUCUGGAUGGAUUUUGUCUUAAGUAAAGUCGUGCAAAAACUGGGGAGUGCUGCAUCAGAACUUUUGAAUUUGGACCACUUCCAGUCCUGACAUCGAGAAACUCAUCCCUAUGGGUGGCAAAGACAAAGAGGCUGGAUGCAAAGGAGGAAGCAUGGUAAAGGCAGCGUCUUUCCAGGAUUCAUGGGCUCUUUGAGAGAUGAUCAGAGGGAGGCCAGAUGAUCUGCACAACACACACACCACUGUUUCUCGUCUGCAAAGGCAGCAUCGCAGCGUUCUCCCCAGCCCCGCGCCACCCGGCUUGCCCGAUCGUUUCCGGAUGUUUCGCAGCUGCGAGUGGGAAGUCCUGGAGCGAUCCCUCAAUAUCCUCCAGGCCAGUGACUUCUACUGGGGCCCCCUGUCUGUGGGGGAGGCUCACGCCAAGCUCCAGCGGGAGCCUGUAGGCACCUACUUGGUGCGGGACAGCUCGCAGGGGAACUGCUUGUUCAGCCUGAGCGUGCGGAUGCCCACGGGCCCCGUCAGCCUUCGAAUCUCUUUUCAGGAGGGCUAUUUCCGCCUCAAGAACUGGUUUUCAGACUGUGUGGUCCGGCUGCUGGAGCUGGUGGUGGCGGGGACCCGGAACAACCCCUUGCACUUUGAUGAGAUGGGGGGAACUCCCCUGGUCUUCUCUGAGCCCUUGUGCCGGAGCCGCCGGACAGUGCCCACGCUGCGAGAACUGUGCUGCCGGAGCCUCCCUGCUGGUGCCGUGACGGAGGGCAGAGCAGGGCUAGGGGGCUCCCUGGGGAUGUGUCUGAGGGAAGAGGUGUUCUCACCCCUGGACAGAAGGGGAGGGUCAGAGGGGAGUGUUGGCCCCAGCCCCUCUCUGUCCUGGGCUGGGAGAUGAUGCCAUGCAUAUGGGAGAUGAAGCGAGACGCCUCUUUUAUGGCUGCGCUGGUGGGAUAUGUGACACACCAGUGAGGCAGGACUGGCUGCUGGGAGAGAAAGGGGGAGGGCAGAGAGACUAGAGCUUGAACCCAGUGGCUGUGACAGAUGCGUCCUCAUACAUACACAGUGAGCGUAACUUUCCCCAGACAUGCCUGGGGUAAAGCCAGACUCGAAGAGCAGGCAUUUCCACUGCCACCAAGUCCUGCUCUUUUCUCCAUUUAUAACUUAAAAGCUUCAGAAAAAGGUGAAUUGUCUGUCCUCCCAGGUCAGCCCUAUGUUCUCUUCAACCCCUAAGUGCUUGAGCUCAUUUCUGCCUCAAAACUACCCUUGUGGAGUGCAGCUGAGUCCAGUCCCACAGCAGUGCAGCUUGGACAUCGAUGGGCAUGACCCUUGUGCUGACCCACCGAGCUGUGGUGGAGCAAGAGCACAUUUUACUUCUUGCAGCACAAAUGUGAUGCCUGUUACUUCAGAGGCCGGUGUUGUGCACAAAGUGAAACCAUUGCAGCCGUGUACGAUACAUGCAGCUUCACUGGCUUUUGCAUUGCUUCAUUUGAUUGGAUUUUUGAGAGUGAAGAUGGGUUAUGCUGUACUUAAGGGCAUGGCAUUCCUGCAGAGAUAACCCUGAUCUGGAGAGUUGUAUCUGCCCUGGGAGGGUGUGAAGAGAUGAUAUCCUGCACCCUUUCUUAAGCUCAUCUGAUAGUGUGCUGCUGCCAUCUGUCGAGCAUCAGAAGAUGUUUUGGUUUUGCCUCUGAAAAGGCAAGGAAUUUUUUAUAUAAAACUUCUAAAAUUUUAAUAAAAUUUUUAUAUUGAUUUUUAAAAGUCAGUGAAUACGUGGCAGUAAUUUCAUUCCCUUGUAAUGUUGGAAGCCCAGUUAGUUUAGUGUCCAGGCUUGGUAAUCAAACUGAAACUGAACAAG
This is a messenger RNA of Parus major (Great Tit), 7591 nucleotides long. RefSeq names its product suppressor of cytokine signaling 1-like. The transcript has 3 exons. Lineage: Eukaryota; Metazoa; Chordata; Aves; Passeriformes; Paridae. The record is from RefSeq and is a predicted model, not a curated record. Gene Ontology annotation, biological process: phosphatidylinositol phosphate biosynthetic process. Bases 5951 to 6634 code for a protein of 227 amino acids. Gene Ontology annotation, cellular component: phosphatidylinositol 3-kinase complex. Gene Ontology annotation, molecular function: 1-phosphatidylinositol-3-kinase regulator activity.